AUGUUUAAAUCAAAAUGGGGUUCAAAUUCAGCUUCAACUUUUAGAUUCAAACCAAUAAUAAUAAUUACAUCCAUAAAGCCAGAAGCAAUACAAAUGAAAUAGAUCAACAAAGUUAAAUCUAUUGUUCUAGAUUCUCAAACUAAAACAGAUUCAGGUUCAAAUGAUCACCAAAUAUAUGUCAAUGAACUAAUUGAUCAUAAUCCUUGUUCAACUGAAUAUAAUUUGAGUGAAAAUGACUAUAAGACUCUAAAAUUAGCUAAUGCUCUUAUUAUUUCUAAUUUGUUUGAAAUGGUCUUCAUAGUUUUUGGCUGUACUAUCAUCUAUAUGACCAUCUCCUAUAAAUGGAGUUCAGAAUUUAGUGUUUCACUUCAACUCUUUAUCUUAUCUGACAUAAUAAUUGUUCUGGAAAAAGCAUUUUUCUUUUAUACCUUAAUCAACAAGAAUUAGAUGCUUAAAAUAUGUUUAUGUUUAAAUAUGAGCUCAAUGAUGUUGAAAUUGACAGCUUCAACGGUCCUUAGUGAUUUAACAUCCUGUCUAUUAUUAGUGACUUUUAUUUUGAUAUUUCUUUCAUUACCAAUUUACAUCUUAAACAAAGUACUAACAAGAAGGUGGAAAUGUAUUCCUGAGAAGGUGUGGAAGAGAUAAAUUAUUGGAGCCAGAAAAUAAGUGCUGUCUGUCUAUCAUUGA
This is a messenger RNA of Paramecium tetraurelia, 687 nucleotides long. RefSeq lists its product as uncharacterized. Lineage: Eukaryota; Ciliophora; Oligohymenophorea; Peniculida; Parameciidae. The record is from RefSeq and is a predicted model, not a curated record. The transcript is spliced from 2 exons.